AUGACAAAUGGAAUUCUUGCUACACUAGUCCAGUUCUAUGAUCUAUUGUAUCAUUGCUUCACUUUUCCAGAUUACCAGCUUAUGCCAAUACUAAAGGAGUAUUCCUAUUUGCUUGGAUCACCUAUUUCUGAUCAAAUCCCAUUUUCUGGAUUUGAGGAGAUUCCUAAGGAUAAUGUUAUUUCUGAAGCUACUCAUUUGAAGAUGUCUGAGAUUAAAGCUCAUAUGACCACCAAGGGAGGUAUUCUUGGGUUUCCAACUAAGUUUCUGAUGGAUAAAGCUUGUUACUUUGCUAGUAUGAAGAGUAUGGAUGCUUUCAAGGCUAUUCUUACCUUGCUCAUUUAUGGAUUGUUCCUCUUUCCUAAUGUUGACAACUUUGUUGACAUUAAUGUUAUUAAGAUAUUCUUGAUUGUAAAUCCAAUUCCCACUCUACUUGCAGAUACCUACCAUUCCAUUCAUCUCAAAAACUCUUACAGUGGAUGGAUGAUUAUAUGUUGUGUGCCUUUACUUUACAAGUGGCUUAUUUCUCACUUGUCUCGGUCUACUUCUUUUUGGGAUCUUAAGGAUGGUAUUUUAUGGUCACAGAAGAUUAUGUCUCUUACACAUUCUGAUAUUGAAUGGUAUAGUCAUGCUUACUAUGAGGUGAAAAUCAUUGAUAGAUGUGGAGAGUUUUCUAAUGUGCCUCUUCUUGGUACAAAAGGAGGUAUCAGCUACAACCCAAUUUUGAAUCGUCAUUAG
This is a messenger RNA of Lathyrus oleraceus (garden pea), 735 nucleotides long. RefSeq lists its product as uncharacterized. The coding region runs from base 1 to 735 and encodes 244 amino acids. The record is from RefSeq and is a predicted model, not a curated record. Lineage: Eukaryota; Viridiplantae; Streptophyta; Magnoliopsida; Fabales; Fabaceae. The transcript has a single exon.